This is a messenger RNA of Heterocephalus glaber (naked mole-rat), 2993 nucleotides long. The record is from RefSeq and is a predicted model, not a curated record. NCBI's taxonomy places the organism in Eukaryota, Metazoa, Chordata, Mammalia, Rodentia, Bathyergidae.
CCCCGGAGCUGGGAGGGCCGGGCUACAUCUGCGCGCUCUCGGGGGCGGGCGGUGGGGGGCGCAGUCCCGGUCCUGGGCCGCCGUGCGGGUGGGCUCGGAGCAGGCCGCACGGGGCAGCAGCCUACUCCGACCUGGAGGCCCCCUGCCCUCUUCCCCUUUCCCCCCCAUUCCCUGGUGCGAGGCUGGGAGCCGCCGCCCGGGCCGGACCGCGCUGUCCCUGAAGAGCACAAAUUGGGAGCCAUGCCUCCUAGUAAAGAGGCCAGCAGUCUUCAUAGCUCACCAGCAGGGCUCAUCUGCCUCCCUCCAAUCUCUGAGGAGCUACAGUUGGUGUGGACCCAAGCAGCCCAGACCAGUGAGCUCGACAGCAAUGAACACCUGCUGCAAACCUUCAGCUACUUUCCCUAUCCCAGUCUAGCAGACAUCGCCCUUCUCUGCUUGCGUUAUGGGCUGCAGAUGGAGAAAGUCAAGACAUGGUUCAUGGCCCAGCGCCUCCGCUGUGGCAUUAGCUGGUCAUCGGAAGAAAUAGAAGAGACUCGAGCCCGAGUAGUCUACCAUCAGGACCAACUCCAUUUCAAAUCCCUUCUGUCUUUUACUCACCAUGUAGUGCGGCCCCCAGAGGAGGUACCGUCUUCUCAAAUCCCACCUCCAGAACAAGGUGGUCUUGGAAUAAGUCCUCUGACUCUCAGUGAGCCCACCCAGAUAAAAGGAUUGAAGGUGGAACCUAAGGAGUCCUCUCAGAAUCUGCCACUGCCGCUGAGUCACCAGAAAACAAAGGAACCCCUCUUGACACCUGGCAGUGGAGCAUUCCCCAACCAAACAGAUUUUUCACAGAAUCGGCAAAGUAGCCUUUCUAAGGAGCAGGCAGGCAGAGGUCCCGACCAUGCACGUGGCGUAGGUACUGCUUCCUGGAACCACUCCACAGCUGUUCACCAGCCACAAGCUCAGCAUAAACCACCAAUCUCAUCACUGGCCAGUAGUUGUAAGGAGACAACAUCUCGUGUGACUCCUUCUUCCUCUACCUCUUCUUCCUCUUUCCAGGUACUGGCUAAUGGAGCUACUGCCAGCCCUAAACCCCUCCAGCCACUGGGCUGUGUCUCACAGUCACUGUCAGCCAGAGAACAGCCACAGCCUCCACAUGUGGAAGCAGGCUGGUCCCAAAGGCUGCGGCCUAACUCACUAGCAGGUAGGGCCAGCCCCACAGGAUACCUUUCCCCUGAUAUGCAACGCCAGCGAAAGAUUAAGCGCAAAACCAAAGAGCAGCUGGCAAUCCUCAAAUCCUUUUUUCUACAGUGCCAAUGGGCACGACGUGAGGAUUAUCAUAAAUUAGAACAGAUCACGGGUUUACCUAGGCCUGAGAUCAUUCAGUGGUUUGGUGAUACACGCUAUGCCUUGAAGCAUGGGCAACUAAAAUGGUUUCGGGACAGUGCAGUACCUGGUGCCCCUAGUUUCCAAGACCCAGCAACUACCACAUCGCCAUCAACUUGCUCCUUGAAAGAAUGGGCCAAGACACCACCUCUGCCAGCACCCCCACCUCCACCGGAUAUACGACCCUUGGAGAGGUACUGGGCAGCUCACCAUCAGCUCCAGGCAACUGAUAUCCCUCAGCUGUGUCGGGCGUCAAGGCUGAGCACGCAGCAGGUGCGGGACUGGUUUGACUCUCAGUUACAUGAGCCAGCUGAGGUAGUUGUUUGUUUAGAUGAAGAAGAAGAAGAAGAAGAGGAAGAACUGCCAGAAGAUGGUGAGGAAGAGGAGGAGGAAGAUGAGGAUGAUGAUGAUGAUGUGAUCAUACAGGACUGAGUGGGAGGACUAAGGGGAAGGUUUGUUACUAAAUGAUGAACAGAUUUAGUAACUGUUUAAACAAACCAUAUUUUAAAAAUUACUUUGUGGCAAAGAACUAAAAAGCUUUGUGUUCUUCAGGGUGGGUGAAGGGGAUACAGUAAUUUGAGGAUGGAUGGGAGUGGAUGGCCAAAAAUCUUCUACCCUUAGGGCUAAAGAUCGGACACUGAGCUAGGCAACGGCUCUUGUUCUCCUUUUUUUUCUGGUAUUUUUCUCCCUUAGUGUUCUAGAGACCAGGCCUCAUCCCUAAAUCCAUGGAAGACCUAGAAAGGAGUAGAGUUGAUUCAAUUGAUGAUUCCAGUGCAUCCUAAUCCCACCAUUUUCCCUGGAUUAUAAGGCUGCUUUGCAUCCUUCCCAUUCUUAGCUCCAUUAUGCAUUAUGCAUUCUCAAUACGUCCCAGCCCUGUCCUAGAUACUUCCUGUUCCUCGUACCAGUUUGAUAAUCUCACCUGCUUCAUCACUGAAUCAUGGGUAGCAGAAUGUUCUCAUUUCUGAUACUGGAAUCACUUUGCCUCCUACCUUUUUAUUGCUACAAAAUCCCCUCUUUGUUUACUGUUUGUCUCAGGGUAAAUCUUCCCCACAGAGUCUCAAAAGGUUUAGAAAUUGGGUGGUGAAUAUUUAGCCUGGAUAUUUAUUGGAGUUUGGAAUUAGGGGCGAUGUCCUUUACAAAAAAUAGAAUUACAUGGGGAUUUAGCUCAGUGGUGCCAUGCUGCCUUGCAAGCGAGAGGUCCUCAGUUCAAUCCCCGGUACCAAAAAAACCCCACCAGAAUUACAUUACAGAGUGAUGGAGAAAGGACAGUUCUCCUGGUCAAAGGGUGAUAGAAGUAGUACCAGGUUUGGUUUUACAAACCUGACACUACCUCCAGUCUAGCUUGACAGAGACUGAUUUUUCAGUUUUUUGCUGUUUAACCUGUGACCAGAAAAGAGACUUUUCCCUCUCUAUAGGAUCUGUCUUGGGGACAAAGGGACCAUGGUCUUUAACUGAAUUAUUGAUGUUUUGGAAUGGUUUCAAUCAAUUGAGAUUAUAAAGACAAACAUAUCAAUCAGUUAACCUUCUAAAAAUAAAAGAGUGGUCAAUCAGUUAACCUUCUAAAAAUGAAAGAGUGAAAACCCCGCAUCCCUAGAAUAAUAAAAAAAAGGUCACAAAUUGUUUCUCUC